Molecule: messenger RNA, 2118 nt
Organism: Theobroma cacao (cacao)
Lineage: Eukaryota; Viridiplantae; Streptophyta; Magnoliopsida; Malvales; Malvaceae
Product: UDP-glycosyltransferase 708C1-like
Molecular function (GO): UDP-glucosyltransferase activity
Source: RefSeq, a predicted model, not a curated record
CUGAUUUCAUCUGCACAAGUUCACAGGAUAGCAGUUUAAAAAAAAAAAGAAAAGAAAGAGAACAAGUUGCUUCUAUUUAUUUAUAUUACAACAUUGUAUAUCCAACAGGAAACCUAUUCUAAUAAUAUUUGCAGCUGCGAUCAGACAAAAAUGGGAAAUCUCGAGGAGAUCUCUUUCAUGGUUAUUGGGCGGUAAUUGGCUCCCAGAAAACUAGAAUCAAGGACAAUAAACGAUAGCUCCCCUCUUUCAACUUCAUCAAGUCAAUGCAUAUGAUUUUCAAUCCCAUUAGAACAAUACCUAAGUGCAUCCACUUUGAAUGUUAGUUGAUCAGAAAUCUUGACCUGACGGUUAAACUGUCACAAGGAGAUAGCAGUAAAAGCUACCACAGUUUUCAGUACUAAAAUGUCUCUCCAUUAGAGGAAAUUAAACUUAGAGAUAUUCCAUCAAUAUCCGUCUGCUCAUAUGUAUAAAUGCAUAUAAGUUCCCAAAGAACCUUUACCUCAGAUAUUUGUGUCGCCAAAAUGUCGAUUUUCCAAGGUUCUGAAACAUCCCAGCCUCACAUUGCUCUCUUUCCAAGUGCUGGAAUGGGUCACCUGACCCCUUUUCUCCGUCUUGCUUCCAUGCUAUUGUCACACAAUUGUAUGGUAACUCUGCUCACUACUAAAUCUACAGUAUCAGCAGCCGAGUCCACAUAUAUUUCUUUCUUUCUUUCAACAAAUCCAGAAAUCAAACAUAUUGAAUUCCAAGUUCCUCCUAUGCAACCUUCCAAUACCACUGCAGAUGAUCCUUUCUUUAUCCAAUUCAAAGCUACUAGCCGUUCUGCCCAUCUUAUUUAUCCUUUAAUAUCUUCUUUAUCGCCACCUCUCUCUGCCAUCUUUUCUGACUUAGUAGUAGCCUCUGGUGUCAGCAAAGUUGCUGUUUAUCUUGGUAUUCCUAAUUACGCUGUAUCCACCACUUCUGCCAAGUUUCUUUCUCUUUUGGCUUAUCUUCCAAUCCUGACAUCUGAUGCUGCUAAACUGAGCAACAGAUCUACUGACAUUGAGAUACCAGGCCUAACCCCAUUGCCUAUAUCAAGCAUUCCGCCUCCAUUCUUCAAUCCUGAUCAUCUUUUUACAGCAACCCUUGUAUCAAAUGCCAUAGCUCUCCCGGAUUGCAAAGGAAUUCUAAUGAAUGCAUUUGAUUGCUUUGAGCCUGAAACUCUUUCAGCAAUCAACAAUAAGAGAGCUUUAAGAAAUCUCCCACCAAUUCUCCCCAUAGGACCAUUGGAAACUUAUGAGCUCAAGAAGGACCUGGGUCAGUAUCUACCUUGGCUAAACAGCCAACCAGCAGAAUCUGUCGUGUUUGUAAGCUUCGGAAGCAGAACAGCCAUGACAAAGGAUCAAAUAAAGGAAUUGAGACAUGGACUAGAAAAAAGUGAGUAUCGAUUCCUUUGGAUACUGAAGACGAAAACAGUUGACAAGGAUGACACUGAAGAUUUGGAAGACUUAUUAAGCUGUUCAUUUCUAGAAAGAACAAAGAACAAGGGCAUGGUAUUAAAGGAGUGGGUGAACCAGCAAGAUAUUCUAGCACAUCCUGCGGUAGGAGGCUUUGUAAAUCAUUGUGGGUGGAACUCAGUGAUGGAAGCAGCUCAGAGAGGGAUUCCAAUGCUGGCAUGGCCUCAACAUGGGGACCAAAGAGCGAACGCGGAGGUUUUGGAGAAGGCAGGGCUUGGAAUAUGGGAUAGGACAUGGGGCUGGGGUGGUCAGAGGUUGGUUAAAACGGAUGAGAUUCAGAAAAGGAUCAGUGAGCUGAUGACAGAUGUGAAGCUGAAGAGUAGAGCCAAGAAGGUAGGAGAAGAAGCUAGGAAAGCCACUGGAAAUGGUGGGAGUUCCAUAAAGACAAUCAUGGAAGUCAUUGAAUCGUUAAAGCAAAACAACAGGAGCUGAGGUUUUCCUUUUUUGGUCAAUUUCUUCUUAAUUGCCUUAUUGUUUUAGGUUCUCUUAAAAGAGAAACAAAAAAUAGAAUGGGAUAUUGUUGAAGCAGGAAUUUUCUUGACUUCACCAAUGUUCUUAGUUUACUUGGCAUUAGUGGAACAGUGUGAUCCAAGUCAAUGUAUCUGCAAAUUUCAGUCAACUGUUU